Anopheles arabiensis is the source of this 2790-nucleotide messenger RNA. RefSeq lists its product as uncharacterized. The record is from RefSeq and is a predicted model, not a curated record. The transcript has a single exon. Gene Ontology annotation, biological process: detection of chemical stimulus involved in sensory perception of smell; sensory perception of smell. Gene Ontology annotation, molecular function: olfactory receptor activity; odorant binding. Gene Ontology annotation, cellular component: plasma membrane. Lineage: Eukaryota; Metazoa; Arthropoda; Insecta; Diptera; Culicidae. The coding region runs from base 620 to 1891 and encodes 423 amino acids.
AAAAUAAGGUUUUCUUUUCUCGGAAGAAACGUAUUAAUCCUUUUUGCACAUUAUACCUUGCCAAGCAAGCAAGGAUUCAACAGGGCAACGAUUUAAGGCUAUCGAUACGUAAUAGAUACGACAAAAUUUAAUAACAUACCUCCUGCUGUUGGGUUCCUCACAUUGUCAACGUCCUUACAGUGCUGACGUGACGCACAUGAAAGCAAUGGAGCGCACAGGGUGGAGAAGCAAUUAACUUCCGGCCGUUCGAAGUCGGUCGAGUUUGUCGUUCCCAACCUACAACUGUCACUCACUCCGCCUAUAAGGUCAAUGGAGAAACGGAAAAGUUUUAAUUUCCUCUAUCUGAUCAAUCUGCCACCAGGUUGAGUUUCGAUGCGCUUGGUCACAAUUAUCCAAUUCAAACUUGGAAAGAAAGUAAAAAGUUGCUCGUAGCUAAAUGUGACUUUUCUCACACUUGCUUGGAACUUUGCACCGCGCGCAGGCAAUAUAAUUUCGCUGUCACAAUAACAUCCCUAUCAAAACAUUGAACCAGCACGUUCAUUCGCUGGCAAGUAGCGCCGGCCUUUGGACCAUUGAAAGUAUCGGUUGAUCUGUGUCAAAUAACAAGAACCACCACACCAUGUCCGCUUUGGUGCAUCUAGCAAAGGAUCACAUUCAACGCAUCGCCGAUGGUGGCCAGUUUGUGAUCGUCAACGGUAUGGAUCGGUUUAUCGGAUUUUUUGCGUGGGAUGUGAAACUGAACGCAACCUGGCUGAAGAUGACGCUGAUUGUGUUUGCCGUUGGGUACGAAAUCACCGCCAUAGCUGCCAUGGCGCUGGCCUCAGUAAAAGGCGUCUUUACGGAGAGAAGCUUCACUAUGAGCUUCGUCACAAUGACUGGGGCCAUGUGUAUCGUGAUUUGGUUGUCGCUGGCCGCCUUCCGUCGCGAUCUGACCGGAACAGUCAAGUUUCUACAGCAUCGUCAGUGUACUAUUCACAGACAGAGCGCAGCUCGCAAAGCUCUGAUGGACCGUGUCAACCGGUAUCUGUGGCUGUUCUAUCUGCAGAACAUAGCGCAAGUAUUUUUUUGGAUCAACCUCCUAAGGAACUGCAGCCCGUUGGCGGUGUUCGAGCUGUCGCUGCUGGACAGUGUAAAUGUGCUGCUGUACCCGCUGGCAAUGACACUUAUGUCAUUGAUGUUCAUUCACACAAUAAUGAUCGUGUCUACGUUGCUAAGUGCCCUAACGCUUGAGUUCUACUGGUUGGGACAAGAGUUUGAGCAGGUGUUUGCCCAGUGCAAUACGUUUGCCGCUACCGCACGGAAGCGUUACUGGGAUGGGCUAAAACGAAGGAUCGACACUUGCGUUAUCGAGCAUCAGCGACUGCUGGGACAAAUCAGCACACUGCGCAACAAUUUGAAGCUUUAUCUGCUGCUGAAUCUCGUUGCCGAUUUCUCGCUCAUUACGUUUGCCGGCUGCCAGAUGGUCAUCUCCAGCGAAGGAGAUCAGCAUCUGUACAGUAUUCUUGCUGCGUUGACCGCAUGCCUGAAUAUGCUCAAUUUCGGUGGGUUGUGUGAUUUGCUCAAGAUUCAGGUACGUUGUGCGGUGCGGGAGCUUUCGCUAUCCCGGAAUACAACUUUCCACAUUUUACAGGUGCAUGCAAUCAAGUUUCGCUUGUACAGUUCCCAGUGGACGGACUACUUGCGCCCCGUAUCGGGGCCCCUCUAUCCGCGCUGCCGACGCAUCCGGUCCAGCAUACUCAUCGUGAUGACCCAGGCCGAGCACGAGCUGCGCAUCAGUUGUGGCAGCGUCUACGACAUGUCCCUCACUACUUGCUGGGCCGUGCUACAGUUCAGCUAUUCCGUGUUUACCCUUCUGCUAAGCUUCUUCGAAAACGAACCGAGAGUCCAGUGAGAGAGGUUCCCAGGAUCGAACACAUCGCACUACCUGCUAGCUGGGAAGUGUUCAUGCAUCCGCAUAAUGAGCCCAUUAUUGUUCUGUAUUUUUAGUAAAAGUGUUUUUAAGUGACGGUGUCCAAAAAUAAACACACAAUCACACACACACACACCACCGGAAGCUGAUCGGGGCCGUAGCACGUGCGUCCAUGGUGAGGCACGUGCUAGAAACACGUCGCGUUGAAUAUAAAUUGAAAUUUUAUCCUUGACAGCUGUAGUGCAGCGAAAGUUGUAUGGGUUAGUUUUCAUUCAUACAACAGUCCCCAAAUAAACGUGAGAUGUGUUCACCACGAAUACCUAGUAGCGAGGUUGAGCGAUAAGAGUUACGAAAUAAAGGAAAACUUAUAUUUUUGCCAUACUGUAACUAUACUCGGACCAAAAGAAGCUGUUGAAUACACUUUAAAUAGAUUUUUCCCCUUUUUUAAUUUUGAUGAAAAUCCGAAAGGUUGAAUAUUGCACAAAUAUUCAUCAAAAUCCAUCGCCCGCAUCGGACUGGAAAGUGUCCGCCCUUUCCUAGGUCCAUCUCUCCCCGAACAUUUCGCAAAGCUACUGUCGUUGUUCUUCAAACUAGUCAUCUUAACUUUUUCGACAAGAAAUCCAAGACGACAAGAAAUCCAUUUUGUCUCGGGUAAACAAUUCUUGGUCCCAAAGUUUCCUCUUCGCUAAACCGCCAUACCGCCAGCGGGAACGGCCAAGCAAUGAAUCUGGUGAAAAAUCAAACCAGCUUUGUUGACUUUCCCUUUUGCCCAUUUUGCUCCUAGGUUUUACUCCCUUGUAGUCCCAUUUACAAUGUCUGUGCCGCAACAUUAUCCGUACUCGGAAUCGGCAUCUUAUUUCACUCAUCGCAUCUUUCCUAUC